Molecule: messenger RNA, 1374 nt
Organism: Scheffersomyces stipitis CBS 6054
Lineage: Eukaryota; Fungi; Ascomycota; Pichiomycetes; Serinales; Debaryomycetaceae
Exons: 1
Coding region: 1-1374 (457 amino acids)
Source: RefSeq, a predicted model, not a curated record
AUGGUUCCUUCGUCAAUCUCCGCUGCAAGACGAAAUGCUAUCCGAUCUUCAAUAGAGUUGGUGAUACGUAGAGGACUCCUCUCUCGUUCUACAAGAACAUCCUUCAUAUUAGCGUUCAUCUACGUCGUCUUGCCUAAAUUGAUAAGACGUAGUUUCAGCUUAGCCAGAAAAGGUAAGGUGAAAGAGAUUCCCCGUAAUGCUCUACACACCAUCAUCAGAGGCUUACACCAUCUGGGAUUCCCAGUAUUCAUUGGAAGAAUGGUUGCAACCCUUAAUAUAUUGUCUCCUAUAGUUAAAAGUAUACUCGUUACUAGUAAGGUUCCAUUAUCCAAGUCUACAUUAACAUUCUUGACGACUUUCAUUGCUAGCUCACUUUCUUCAUUGAUUAACUUUCCUUCUUUCCAGAAGCGAUCUGUUACUUAUGACAGAUACUAUACUUUAGAUAUGACGUUGGUGUUGGCAACUAGAGCGUUGGAUACAUUGGUGUCAACAUAUGCACCUCAAAUAUUGAAGCAUUACCAUUACUCUGGGUUGACUUCCUUGUCAACUUAUGGAGAUGCUCUAUUAUUCAUUGUUUCCUCCUACUUUAUCAUGGACACUUGGUUCUCACGCCCAGAGCGGUUGACUCCAGGGUACAGAAAUUGGAUCUCGGCAUCUUCGCACAUGGACGAAGAAUUGGUAACAGCAUUUCGUCAGUUUCGAUGCGGAGAAUUGCAUUACAUCAAACCAGGAGAAAAGGCGGAGAAACAAGACUCCAACUAUAUGAUACUACAAGACUAUUGCAAGCUGAAGGGCAUGAACCCGUCUGAUGGCGAUCUUUCUUUACCAGGCGUGAUUCCUUGCAGAGUUCUCCAUGGAUUCAGCACAGAUAGUUGUAUUAAACAUGUUUUGAUAAAGUUUGGAAAACUGUUCACACUCGCGUUCAACCUCUAUGGAACAUUAAACUUAAUCAUGUUCCUCAUACGAAGAGGAAGCCCCAAAAAAUACUUGCUAAAUACCAUCAGAUCAUCAGUAUUCCUUGGUUCUUUCACAGCCUUGGAUUGGCUCUUUUUGUGUCUGUUCAGAAAGCUCUCGUACUAUUUCACGAAUGUGUCGAAUGAUUUCUGGGAGUGUGCAUCUCCUAAUCUUGGGUCCAUGGCUUGUGGAUUCAGUAUCUUUGUAGAAAGUCCUCACAGACGAAAGGAAUUAUCGCUUUAUGUUGCUCCAAAGGCAAUCGGAACUUUUCUUUCAGCAGAGCCCACGGAGAGAAAUUUACGCUUAGAAACACUUGCAUUCAGUUUGAGUUUUGGACUCCUCGUUGCUUACGCCAGAGCAGAUGUGAACAGAGUGAGAGGAUUGGUCGGUGGCGCUCUUGGAGCUAUCUUUCGUAACUAG